Messenger RNA from Penicillium maclennaniae, 5400 nucleotides. RefSeq names its product GTPase-activating protein IML1 (gene iml1). The record is from RefSeq and is a predicted model, not a curated record. Lineage: Eukaryota; Fungi; Ascomycota; Eurotiomycetes; Eurotiales; Aspergillaceae. Gene Ontology annotation, molecular function: GTPase activator activity. Gene Ontology annotation, cellular component: GATOR1 complex. Gene Ontology annotation, biological process: negative regulation of TORC1 signaling; intracellular signal transduction; positive regulation of autophagy. The transcript is spliced from 4 exons. Bases 1 to 5400 code for a protein of 1799 amino acids.
AUGUCUCUGCGCGGGCCCAUGCGGCAGUCUCACCUGAGGCAAGUGAGCGCUGCCAGCUUGGAGACCCUUUCGACCAUUCGCUCUCUGGACGCAUCGCACCGCGAACAUGGCCCCACGCCCCAUGAACGUCAUGUCCGGUUAUCCUCCAGCAUAGCCCGACAUCAAUGUACACUGUGGGUUCACGAUGAGAUGUUUGCACGCGAUGAGAUUCUCCUGAAUCCUGCAGCAUUUCGUGAAACUGGAGUGCAGAUUGGCGAUGUGGUGGAGAUACUACCUGUACGGGCGGCUGGAGAUGCGGCCCACUCCACGCUGAAAUCAGAUGCAACUGUUAAGACGAAUCGCGACUCACACGGCGAUACCAAUGGGCCGCCACAAUCGGAUAGCACCUCCAAAUUCAAGACGCCGUUGCAAAAUCGUUGUUUGUUCGUGGUCAAGCCGUUGCCGCAGGAUGUCAAGACACGUCACCCCAGAUUGGAGAUCUCCGUGACCAACAGUGUGGCCAACAUCUUCGGGUUCAAAAAUAGAACACAAGUUUAUUUGUCCAUCGUUGACCGAGAGCAAUGUUCCGCGUCACAUGUUGAUAUUGCGUUCCGCGACCAAUACAUGGUUCGGUCCGAUAUGUGGAGGCUUGUCACGACAGAACUUGCCAACAAGAUCAUUUACAAGGGGCAGAAAAUCACUUUCAUGGGGAGUGUCAAGGCGACUAUCAAAAAUAUCUUUAUUCGAGAGAAAAAGGUUCUGUCGGGGUACUUCUCAUCGAAUACUAUCCCUGUAUUCCGAAGUGAGUCGGCCAAAUAUGUCCUCUUCAUUCAAAUGUCAAGGGAAAUGUGGAAUUUUGAUUCCGAGGGAUCAGGGGACAUCCUGUUCAGCCGUGUUAUAAACGGAUUUCUACCAGAGCUCUUCAAACGAUGGGUCAAUUCCGAUGCAAAGCAUUUGAUCACGAUCGUGCUUUUCACCCGAGUCGAGUACGAUGCAUCGAUUCACACAAAUCUGGCCAAGCUCAAUGCUGGCACUCAGAAUGCCGGGGGCCCGAAUAAUGUUCCAACACGGGAUUUCUAUCGCGUGGUAGUAAAUGACAUGGCGAGUGGUCACUGGACCACGAUUCUGGAUGAGUUGAAGAAGAAUUUCCGAACGUUCCUUCGCGAUGUCUCAAUUUUGAAGACAGAGGAUCUCAAUGCUGCAGCUGGCAGUGGAGUCAAGCUUCCUUCAAAACCUCAUACCGCGACAAUUGCCGGACGACCUAGCACAGCUUUGCGCGGUAAUAUCCUUGAGGCUAUCCACCUGGCUUCUGCCCAUCUGGCGUAUGAUCAUAUUGACAGAGACAUGGUUCACACCGGCACUUCCAUCAUUGUUAUUACCCCCGGCAGCGGCGUUUUCGAAGUUUCCUACGAGUCCCUCGCCUCCACUACAGAAGCACUGGCAAAUCGCGGGAUAGCCAUUGACCUGGUCUGUCUCUCUCCGAUGCCCCUUCAUUCUGUCCCUUUGUUCAAGUACCGGGAACCCGUGGAACGAAACUUGGGUGGUAUGACAAGCAGCUCGAACACAUCCAUGGGGAACUUGUCACCAGAGGUGCACCAUUCAAUAUCAAGUCUUGUCAGCAGGUCGUCCUAUCUGUCUCCUAGCUCUUACCUCUCCGCUACCCGUAUGCGAGAACGAGGAAGUUCUCGAUCCAGAGAGUGGAGCUACGGUAUUCCUCACUGGCUUGACAUUUCGUACUGGGACCCCGAGACGUAUCGAGAGGCGCGACGAAUUCUAAAGAACGAUCCCAACGCACCAAUACCGCUCACCGUGACCCGGCCAUCCAAAGCUUUUACCCCACGUGUUCGUAUGUAUGAGAUUCAGAUGAUGGGUGUCAUGGAAAGUGAGCAAUCGAACAUCUCCAUUCCUUACCUGGUCGAAGGACGCGACAUCUCGCGACUUCGUGGAUCCUGGCCUGAGCCUAGUUCUGCGGUUCGCGGUCCGCCCAGAACUCGACUCGCGUCUUCGUCUCUCAAAGCACAAUACAGCGACAGUCUUCGACCAGAGCCGUUCCUCGAAAAUGUCACCGAUCACAGCGAACUUCAGGUAAACGGUCAAUCAAAGUCAUGCAAGUCGGUCUUAUCAUGGAUGGACCAGUAUGACGAUAAUAUCUUCACCGUAAGACCGAAGCGCCGUCCCUUACAAAAGCCCAAAUAUAAACGACUUAGUGAACCCGAGGUUCAAGCUGCUGGUGCACAUGAACGGAUGUCCGCGCGAUCUAUCUUACGCCUGCGAGAGCAGGAAACGGGUGGAAAUGAGCACAACCAAUCUUUCCGUCCACGCAGACUUGAUGGUUCUAUUUCCAUCUCCCAAAGCCCUGCAUCAAUGGCUCCUAUCACCGCCCUCAACAAUAAGUCCACAUUGAAAUCCCCAGCGGCUCCUAAGAGCUCACGAAUGUUCUCCAAGACCAUCAGUUUUGCGCUGCGUGGCCUGAGCGCUACCGCACCUCGUGCGCAAGCCAGCACAGGUGUCCAUGUUGAAAAUGCCAGCGCAAUGCCGAUGUCAAACCAGCGGCCCUCGGGUGGUACCUUCUCUGACACGAAAAGCAUCACCUCUCUGAGCCUCUCGGAAUCAGCAUCCACACUGACUCUCGCUGAUCUACCAUCGAGGCCGCCCACCCCUCCUAGAGGCGCCUCUGAUGCCAAGGUGACGCCAUCAAAACCCAUCUCAAUCAAAGCCCCUUUCAAAAAGCCUGAAAUUACAGAACAGCGCGAGCAUGGUGGCGGGGCCCAAAACUCGCUUCCUACAUCCAAGGCAGAAGCUCCGUUCAAUGAAGAAGGGCGUGAAGAGGGAGCAGGCCGACCCAAUGACCAUAAAAGCGAAAUCACAUUCAAUCAUGGGUCCCGCGAUACAUCUAUCAGAAGUUCAGCAAGCAAAGCGCUCUCUCCGUGGGUUCGAUCAGUCAACCCUUGUAAUACCCCGAAGGAUGUAUUACGCAAUACCAGCUGGUUUGGUCGUUGGCAGCAUGCAUACCCGCGUCCUCCACAUGUCGCUCUGGUCAAAUGGAAGAGUCUGAAGUCACCUGCAGUUUUACCGUUGACAACAGAAGAGUUUCCGACCGCUGGAGAGCUGGCCUCUGAAUACCUGCAAACACCAUAUCGUGUGUUUCCAAAUGACGAUGCGGAUGGCUUUGAGGCACCCAAGACACGUGGAAUUCUUCUGCGCGAAAUGAUCUCCCUUCGAUUGUCUCAUGGAUUCCAGAUUGUCAUUGGGAAGACUGUUGCGGAGGUCUCAUCCCAACCCGCUCUUGAAUCAUUGAAUGUCUUUGAUACCCGCGGGCUCGAGCGUGAUGGUGUUACUGUCUUCCUCUCAAAAGGAAACGCGAUUCACCGUCUCAUCUGCAUACACGGAGGAGAAAUUGAGGUGACCCGUUUCACACAUCAGACAACCGCUGCGCUCGAGUCUUCCAAGAGAGUCAACUUGACUCUAUAUCAGCCAGCUAUGAGGACAAUCCUCAAUCCAGAGUACGAGAUGAAAGAUAUUAAGUUGGAUCCCACCGCUGAGGAAUACAACUGGAACUAUGCCGACAAUUACGUGGCUGGUCACAGAGACUACCUGCAAAACCCAGCCCAGCAGCUACACUUCUGGCGGGUUCGAUAUGUGUUGAUUCCAUUGCAACUUCAUCCCAAUUCUCGGCGGCAUCUGCAGCCCUACAAUGAAGACAAUGAAGAGGAAAUUCAUUUGCUGGGUAUCAGCCAGUUGACUCACAUAUGGCAGCGUAACAAAUAUGUUUCUCCUGAGGAGAAGCGCUUCGAUACCUUGACGAACGCGACUUCAAACUCAUCCACAAAUACCCCUGCGAAGAAGCGAGAUCUGAAUCCACUCAAUAUCAUGUAUCAGACCCGUAAUCCAUCAGAGGUUGUCGCGGCUGAACUCGAUCGGGUGCUACUAACCGACCCGAGGCUUGACAAUCCGCCUGCUCAAUUGCUGCCCGAGUCCGAGCUUCUUGAGAGGUCCAGUGUCAACUUGACCUCUCUUGCGCAACUGAUUCAGGGAGACAAGGGUGUACGGAUGAUGGAUCGUCGUUGGCAUUGGAGACUGCAUUACAACUGUUUCAUUGGCUUUGAGUUCACAACAUGGCUUCUGCAAAACUUCCGAGAUAUUGAUACUCGGGAUGAGGCUGUUGAUUUUGGCAAUGAGCUGAUGAAGCAUGAUCUGUUCCAGCACGUCGAAAAAAGACACAAUUUCCGUGACGGUAACUACUUCUAUCAGAUCUGUACUGAUUACCGUACCACUCGCCCGGAAUCUCGCGGCGGCUGGUUCCCACAGCUCCGAGCAGACAAGUCUAUGCCUUCGACUCCAGCACCUGGAAGCGGGAAUUUGAAGGAUUCCCCUCUGAGUUCCCAUACUCGUUCCGAUAGUAACGAUGAGCGUGUGCCACCAACGCCGACCACUCCGUCCAAGACCAAGAACAAAGUCGCUAUUAUGCUAUCAAAAUCUCUCAAGUACGACGUGGACAACAGGAAGCGGUCAAACCGGCCUGAAAUCAUUGAUCUCCAUUAUGAUAGGCUGCACAACCCAGCGAAUUGUUUCCACAUUGAAUUAAGCUGGAUGAACACAACUCCCAAACUGAUCGAAGACACCGUCCUCUCAUGGGCGUCAACGGCAGAGAAAUUUGGCCUCAAGCUAGUCCAGGUCCCAAUCGCCGAAGCCUCCGCCAUCGACAAAACCCAACCAUUCCGCAAACCUUACAGAAUCAAACUCAAGAUCCCGCCACCCAAAGGACCCGUCCACACGAAGAGCCUCCUCCGAAAGUUCGAUUUCGUUCUGGACUUUGAAGCAGCCAACUCCUUCCCAGCGGACGUCGAAGUAUCCUUCUCCUGGGGCAAACCAGACUACAAAUACCCCCAAUUCAUCCACCGCACUGGUAGCAUCCUGGCCCAGAUUACCGACGAAGGCGACUUCCUCUUGCUCGCAAAUCGUCUCGUCAGCACCCGCAGUGUCGCAAGCCGCGACGCAGGCCGCUACGAUCACAACCGUGAGUACCGCGGUCGUGCAACAACACACGACGCACUGGAUAGAAUAUCUCCUCGUCUCUCCCCUCUCACUCGCCCCCUCCACGACAUUGGCAGUCCGCUACCUCCAGGCCCGACCACCGGGCCCACAAACAUCGACUCCGUAAAUCUCUACCGAGCCCCAGGACACAUUCUCACCGGGUUAGUGGACUUCUGUAACGACGCGGCUCAACUUGAGCAAUUCUACAGCGAGAACCACGCCCGUACAGCGUCUACAAAGACUGAGCCCGCCACGCAUCUCGACAUUUCCAUCCCAUCCCUGGAACUUCCCGCCAGCGUGUAUGAGAUCAAUGUUAAAAUCCACGAUAUCAGUGUCGAAUUUACCAAUUCAGGAUCACGCCGUCACAAGUACGAGUACCCUCCUUAA